Molecule: messenger RNA, 3936 nt
Organism: Acyrthosiphon pisum (pea aphid)
Lineage: Eukaryota; Metazoa; Arthropoda; Insecta; Hemiptera; Aphididae
Gene: Oga
Product: O-GlcNAcase
Exons: 14
Coding region: 691-3420 (909 amino acids)
Biological process (GO): glycoprotein metabolic process; regulation of RNA splicing
Cellular component (GO): nucleoplasm; cytoplasm
Molecular function (GO): RNA binding; beta-N-acetylglucosaminidase activity; metal ion binding
Source: RefSeq, a predicted model, not a curated record
AUUGGCGGGAAAUUCAUAUUAUUAUUACUAUUAUUAUUAUAUCCAUUAUCAUUAAUGAUCUGCCGCCUGAUCCGUUCAGUUGGCAGCGGCGGUCGGGCGGCCCCAGCGGUGCCAAUCGACCGAAGAAAUGCGUGGGGACAUAUUUCUAUUUUCAAUUUUCAUUGUUCCACCGACGACACGGAGCGCGCGUCACUGCGACAGUGUUGUUAUUAUUGCAGUCGUCCGUGGUUGCCGACGACGUCCGACUGUCCGAGUGGUAUUUUUUUACAUCUACACUACCGUCUGCUACGGUGUACCAGUGUACCACUACUUCUACUACCGUCUAUCGCCGCCGACGUAUACAACAACUACUACCACUACUGCGGUGUUGUGUAAUCCUCGUGUGCGGCUGCUAGUGGGACUGUGGAAGUGUGAGCGUGUAGUGCAAGGAGGAAAACAAUAAUAAUAAUUAAUAUUUUAUAACAAUAAUAAUUAAAAAUAAUCGCACGCAAGACGCCGUGCGCUUCGGACACUGCGGCCUACCAUCGAGGAGUUUACUUCUGACCGGCGGUCAACGAGAAGGAGAAGGAGGAGUGGGACGACGACGGCUAGAGGAUUAGGACGAGGGUGAGGACGACAAACGCCGCGGUCACUGCAGCCCUACCGGAGGAGAAGCUCUACCCGAAAUUUAUACUGUGCACAAUCGCCAAGAUGGCUGACAACUGCUGCGUUUCGCAGAAUGACAAUUUCAUUUGUGGUGUUGUUGAAGGAUUUUAUGGAAGACCAUGGACUACUGAACAACGUAAAGACUUGUUUCAAAAGUUAAAAAAAUGGGGAGUAGGGUGUUAUGUGUAUGCACCCAAAGAUGAUUACAAACACAGGGCAUAUUGGAGAGAUUUGUAUACAGUUGAAGAAGCCGAACAGUUAGGUGGCUUAAUAAGUGCCGCUAGAGAUUGUGGUGUUACUCUCUAUUAUGCCUUGUCUCCAGGACUUGACAUGACUUAUAGUAGCCAAAAAGAAAUAGCUACUCUCAAACGAAAAUUGGAUCAAGUCGCUCAAUGUGGUUGUAAAGCUUUUGCCCUAUUGUUUGACGACAUAGAACCGGAUAUGUCACCAGCUGAUAAAGAAGUGUUUCAAUCGUUUGCGCAUGCUCAGGUGUCAAUUACCAAUGAAAUAUUUCAGCAUCUGGGUCAACCUAAAUUUUUAGUGUGUCCAACUCAAUAUUGCUCAGCACGUGCUGUACCAAAUGUUCAAAAUUCUGAUUAUUUAAAUACUUUGGGCUCUAAGUUGGCACCUCAAAUAGACAUAAUGUGGACCGGACAAAAAGUUAUAUCACGUUCAUUAACUACCGAAUCUAUUAGAGAAAUCACUGAAGUAUUGAGGCGACCUCCUGUAAUAUGGGACAAUUUGCAUGCUAAUGACUAUGACCAAAAGCGUGUCUUCUUAGGGCCAUAUCAAGGACGUUCUCCGGACUUAAUUUCACAAUUAAGAGGAGUAUUGACUAAUCCAAACUGUGAAUAUGGUGCUAACUUUGUAGCUAUUCAUACAUUGGCUCAAUGGAGUAAAUGCACUUCUGAUCCUCCAUUAAUCACACAUGACAAUGAAAGUAUGAAAUUAGAGACUGAGAGUGAUGAAGAAGGUAUCAUUGAUCUUCCAGAGAAUAUUUACCAUUCGAGAAGAGCAUUACGUAUAGCAAUAAAAGAAUGGAUUCCAGAAUUUCGCAGACAGAAACAAGCUCAUGGUCCUAUUAUCAAACCUCAACCUACCAUAUCGAUCAUGUCUCCUGUGGCAAUUCCCCUUGCAUCAUUUAACACGUGUAUGGCGACUUCAACCACCACCAUUACAACGUCUACAUCUACUGCACCAUUAUCUUUGUCUACAACUAAUAAUGUUGAGUCAAUUUCAUCAGCUACUGUUAAUGGUAGCCCUACUAAUGUCUUACAAACGGCAGUAGCUGUUACCUUGAAUCCACCCUUAGUGAUAAUGAAUUCUUUGGUGUCCGAAAGCAAAGUCAUCAGCGAGCCUAUGGACUGUAACAUGUCACCGGCGCCAUCACCGCAGAGUUCAGAUACAGCCAUGAACACCGAUAAUGGAUCAAGUGUUUCAAUGCAAGUGGAAACGCCUAGUCCAAGUGUGGAUAUGGUUGUGGAUGUGAUACAAGAUCAAAAACAUUCAUAUGAAAGGUAUGAUUGUGAGUUAAAUUAUGAAUUUUUUUAUUUAUAUUACUAUUUUUUUGAUAUUAGAGAUCUAACAGAAGAAGAUUUAUUGCUAAUGUGCGAUUUAUUUUAUUUACCAUUUGAACAUGGUCCUCAAAGUGUUCAAUAUUUAACAGAAUUUAAUUGGCUUAAAAGCAAUGCUUAUUUGGUUUCCAAUGAAAAUCUUCGAAAAUCAAAGAAAAAAGAUUCAACUGACUCUAAACCUGAAAUCGAAGAAUGGUAUGAAAGAGCAAAGAGAAUGGAUGAAUUAACGGAACAAGUUAAUGAGCUAUUCCAAAGACUGACGUUUAGUGCCAAUAGAGAACUCGUUCACGACCUAUAUCCUUAUGUUUGGGAUGUUAGGUGUGUUAUAUCAUUACUAAACUUCUAUGUAAAAUGGCUUUCUGAAGGCCAUUUCCCACAAUCAAUCACAAAUUAUACUCUUGGGUCUUAUACAUGGUUUUCAAAAGGAUGGAAAGAAAGCUUUAUGAGUGGUGACCAAGAACCCUGGGUUUUUAGAGGUGGUUUAGUUGCUGAUUUACAACGGUUAAUGCCAGUUGAUGCUGGUUCUGAUUUAUUUAUAUAUAAACCUCCCGAUACACCUACAAAUAAAAUGUACAAUGUACGACCAUAUACUUUUGAAGAUGAGUCUGCUGUAUACAAUAUUUGCCGGUGUACAUGUUAUACAAGCAUUGAUGACCAUAGUAUAAACAAAUCUGAUUUACCUGACUUAAUACCUGAUAGACUUGUUGGUUCAUAUUUAACAUUUAGUCCAGAACUUUGUUUUGUCGUAGAAGACAAUGGCACUGUCAUAGGUUAUGCAUUAGCUGCUUUAAAUGCAAAAGAAUUUUAUCAAAAAUUACAAGUAUCGUGGUUUCCUGAAAUGUGUUCAAAAUAUCCAUUGGAUAAUUCCACUGAAGAAAUACAGUCAGCUUCGCAAGAAAUCAUAAAUUGGUUUCAUUCGUUCGAUAUUAAUCAAGAAUUGCCAGAUUCCAAUGCUCUGUCUCAACAUCAAUCAGUUAUGACCUAUGCAACAUUACCUGUGAACAAUGAUGCAUCAGUAUCCAAACGAUUAAUUAUUUGUCUUCUAGCAGCAUUAAGAGCUAAUGGGUCAUUCGGUGUCCAUGUACCUUUGAGAACAAAAGAUCAACAAACAUUGGAAUUUUAUACAAAAAUGGGAUUUAUGGAAAUUUCGCAAGGGUCUAAUCUAAAUCCUGGCUUUACAUACGUAGGACGUGUUUUUUGAAAUAUUCUUCCGUCUUACAUUGCUGCCAAUAAAUGUUAAAUAUAUUAAUGAAAAUGCAUACAUGGUGAUACCAUUAUAGUAAUAAUUUUAAUUUAUUGAUGUUAAAUACAUUAUUAUACUUGUUAUUACUAAUUUCAGUAAAUGCUUACACACAAAAUAGUCCAGUUUAGGUUACCUAAGUUAUUUGAAGGAAAUUUAAAUUAUCAUGAGCUUGAAAUUUUUUUUUAUUUUUUCUAAUUGAUUUGUAAGCGUUAAACAUUACACAAUUGAUAAUUUUAUAGAUUGUCUGUCAUUUUUUUCAUUAUUUAAUAUUUUAGUUAUUUUAAGGUCUUAUUACAUUUUGUAUGUUGUUUUGUAUGAAAAUAAUAAUAAAAUAAAAUAAAAUAAAUUUUUUUUAUGUGACUACAUUUUAAGGAUUAAAUAUUGGUUUUAUUGUGUAUUUUCUGUCAAACAUGUUUAAAUAUGAUUUAUUCAUAUCAAGUAUAUAAUAUAUUAUUUAUUUAUACUAUUUUAAAU